This is a messenger RNA of Coregonus sp. 'balchen', 17878 nucleotides long. NCBI's taxonomy places the organism in Eukaryota, Metazoa, Chordata, Actinopteri, Salmoniformes, Salmonidae. The record is from the annotation of a GenBank genome assembly.
CUCACCUUUAUUAUACUCUACUCUGAUAAGAGAGUCGCAAACAGACAGUAGGCCAAAUCUCAGUGUCUCUCUCUUUCCCUCCUUUGGAAGGCCGUUUGGGAUCCAUCACACUGAUCUGGAACAUUAGCUACCAGCUAAAUACAUACUGGACGACUUGUUCUGUUAUACAACCUGAGUAAGAACAGCCUGACAGGAAUACUGGGAUGAGAAAAGGAAUAAUCUAAAAGGUACACAUGAUUCACUGGGCCAAGGAAAACAUCAGCACAGGACAGGAACCAGGACUUUGGAGGCCUGUGACCGAGUGGAGGAAUAGCGGCGUCACACAGAAUGAGAACACAUUGAUUUACCUGAACUAGACAAUCAGGAAGACACAGAGAGGACUUAAGUGAUUGUGCUGAAAAAGUGGGUGAUUUUGGAACAGAGUGGUGAACUGAAGAGGAAGGUUGUGCAGCAGUCUGUUCUGGUUCCUUUGUUCAUAUAAAUCAGACUUUUGUUUUGGGCCUAGUGUGGCCUCCUGAAGCAGUGACCAGAACCAUGAAGCUGUCAGGGACCGUGCUGGAUCUGGACUCCGCAGACUACAGCACCACCCUUGACCCCUCCUACACCAUGCUGGAGUUUGACAACCUCAGGGUGUUUCCUGUAGAGACAGGUAUGUCUGGUAUAAUGACACCUUUACCUGUCUGUCCUUCACUCAUAGACUGGUGCACAACAAUACCAAAACACUGGUCUGACAUUUGAGGGAUGGUUUUUGUAUGAUAUUCAAAGGACAUUCAAAUAUUGAAUAUCCAUUCAUUUUUAUAGGUUCAAAUUAAUCAGUAGAUCUUGGUAGCUUUUUAAAACGUGUUUUUCCAUUCAGAUGGAAAGAAGGCCAGGCUUACAUAAAGAGACCCAGUGCCCUUGGAAGAACAUGGUUUUAAAAAGUACUCUCAGGGCUUUAAAAUGUAGCUCUCAUACACAUAGGAAUUUGUAGGACCAUUUUCUCAUGGCAUGGAUACAAUGACAUCAGCUCUCAUUCCACAAAAUGCUGCGAAUACAACGGUCAUUACUCCCAGCAAUACUGGGAGGGUUCUAAAGACCUCCCUCUCCCUCCUCCACUGUUUUCCCUUAUAAUCUAAUUUGAACUCAUCAUUAUCAUCAUUGAGUCUGUUCUGCUGAAUCAGGUCCUUUCUUUAGCACUUUUAAGGAGAUGCUUUACCAGCAGACUGCUCUCCAAGGCAGAUAGCUGUGUGGCAGAUGUAUUCUAAUCUCUUAAUUCAAUCGAACUGAUCUUUGACCACAGAAAGCAUUCUCCAUGUUAAAUUGUUAUCCCUGGCUGCUCAGUCUCCCAACUCUAAGUGUGCAAUUUAAAUACAUUACAGCCUGGGGGCAUUGUCCCUGCGACCGCACAAACACUACACCAACAGAGUAUAUUUGACGGUCAGUGGUUUUAAGAGAGACAAUCCUGCAGCGAUCGAACACUGACAGGACACAAUUUAGAGCAACAUUGAGGGAGAUUGAAUUAAAACGGAGCUCCCAGUGUAAAAUUAGCCAGUGGACUUUGGCUUUGCCACUGACCUGAAUCUGCUUUAAUUAAAUGGGGAGUUUCCUCUUCCUCUGAGUAAUAAGCAGCAGUGGUUCUCUGAGGGCCUGUGAGUCUGGCAGCCACAUACAGCAGUGAUAUCUCUACCUAAAACCCUGCUUUUAUUACCCCCUCCAAACCUCAUCAGACCUGGGGAACAACACAACACUGCCAUUGUUCUUACAGCCCUAUAAACUCACAAUCAACACAUUUCUGCCUUGGAAAGUUGUGUGUUUUUCUGUGCAGUACAAGAUUAUUUCCCUUCACAGAGGUGGAAUGAACAGGGAUUCAUUAAUCGCGUUAGCUGAUGAUGGCGUUGAUUAAUUAUUCGCUCUGUAAACGUGCUUAUCUGCUGUCACACAGCGUUGACAAUCUCUCAGCUGAGUGAUCCGCUCUCUGCAGACGCUCGUGGGGAUUAUUAGCUGUUUACUUAUUCAUCAACAAUGGGGGCCCCUCUGUAAAAGUAGAAUAGUGUCCUACAAGAACACUAUUCCUGUGGUGAGUGAUUUAGAAGGAGUCAGGCGCAGGAGGGUAAAUCACAGAAUAAAAGGUUUAUUCUGUAAACACAGCGGUACGCAGCAAUGAGCCAAACACUCCAGCGCAGAAAUACGGCGCACUGGAAAAACAACAAGGCACACAAGUGAAUAUCCCGGCGAUAUAAAAUACAAAGCGCUCCACCAAGCUAACCUAACCUCCACAAUAAACAAUCACACACAAAGACAAGGGGGCAGAGGGAACACUUAUACAGGUACUGAUGAGGGGAUAUGAACCAGGUGUGUGUAAUAAACAAGACAAAACAAAUGGAAUGAUGAGAUGAGGAGCGGCAGCGGCUAGAAGGCCGGUGAUGACGAACACCGAAGCCUGCCCUAACAAGGAGAGGAGGCAGCUUCGGAGGAAGUCGUGACAAUUCCAUUGUGCAUCACAAAAGCUUCCUAAUGUUAGCCUGAGGUCAUCAGUAAUAGACAUCCUCGCAUGUCUGUCCCCAAGUGUCAAGAGUCAAUUCAACACAUACAGUAGCUACACAUCAGACCUCCAGUGUGCUGUAGUGUAUGAAUCUCAAUAAUGUUCUUAUGAUUGAUUGACAGAGUUGAUGAUGCUGGAGCCUGCCCCUCUGCUGCUGCAGACCAAUGGGAGUGUGUGUUCCAUAUGUGCAGACAGGGCCACAGGUAAACACUAUGGUGCGUCCAGCUGCGACGGCUGCAAGGGCUUCUUCAGGAGGAGCGUCAGGAAGAACCACGCCUACACCUGCAGGUGACACUCAUCACCACACAGGUCACUGAAAAAGAGGACUACAUCUCAAAUGACACCCUAUUCCCAAUAUAGUGCACUAUUUUUGAUCUGAUCCAACAUGGUCUCAGAGCAUUUCGUAUUAUUCUGUAUGUACUCCAUUUAGUAUUAUAUGUUACGUUUUGUGUGGUAUGUAUUCAUUUGUGGAUGUCCAUCACCCAUUAAGUAUGAUAUGUUAUGAAUUACAAUUCAUAUUAUAUGUUACGAAUUUGCAAAACAUAUGAGAUGUUACGUUAGCUAGGCUAGGGGUUAGGGUUAAGUUUAGGACUAGGUUAAAGGGCUAGGGUUAGGGGAAGGGUUAGCUAAAUGGGUUAUGGUUAGGGGAAGUGUUAGCUAAAAGGGUUAAGGUUAGAGGAAGGGUUAGCUAACAUGCUAAGUAGUUACAACGUAGCUAAAAAGUAGUAAGUAGGUGAAAAGUUGCUAAUUAGCUAAAAUGAUAAAGCUGUCCGUGAUGAGAUUUGAACUCGCAACCUAUGGGUUGCUAGUCGUUCAUGUUAUAUGCCCACCCAACCACCCUACUUUAAGUCACCAUCUGUCUUAUGUAACCAUACCAAACGUAACAUACUAUAUUAUACUAAUUUGAGUUUACAUUUACUAUGUUAUGUCUAGUCUAUGAGACCAGGCUGGAUCCCCAUAUAGUGCGCUACUUUUGACCUGAGACACAAAAAUAAGGCGCUAAAUGGGAAAUAGAGUGUCAUUUGAGAUACAACCAAGGUUCUGUUAGAACUGCAGAUCAUUGGAAUGAUUAUUAGGCGCCUCCGACCCACAUUACAAUACAGAGACGCAUUUACUGCCAAUGACUAGGGCAGCUGGUAAAAAAGUGUUGCUGCAAUUCUGGUAAAGUAAUUUUCUAUGAAAGGUGGCUACAUGUCUAGAACUAAGUGUUAGGAGCCUGUCUGAACAUGUGUAUGCCCACACACAGAAAUUGUACAGCACUGAUCUGACGCCAUCACAAUUACAGAAGCCCAUAGUGUGAGACUUGUGUCUGAUUGUGUGUUACAUAAUCUUACAACUCUUGUCUUGUAUUGAAGUGUAUCUAAUUGUGUGUGUGUGUGUGUGUGUGUGUGUGUGUGUGUGUGUGUGUGUGUGUGUGUGUGUGUGUGUGUGUGUGUGUGUGUGUGUGUGUGUGUGUGUGUGUGUGUGUGUGUGUGUGUGUGUGUGCGUGCGUGCGUGCGUGCGUGCGUGCGUGUGUGUGUGUGUGUGGGUCGGCAGGUUCAGCAGGCAAUGUGUUGUGGACAAAGACAAGAGGAACCAAUGCCGUUACUGCAGGCUUCGGAAAUGUUUCCGAGCAGGCAUGAGAAAGGAAGGUGAGAGAGAUGGUUUGUUGUUUAAUCAUGACACAGAUGUUACAUACUGUAUGGUACCACACUACAUAAUAAUUACACAACUCAUUGCCACAUUAUUCAUUCAAAAUAAAUUUUUAAAGCCUGCCAGUACACACACGCACACACACACAAAACAUUUUGUUUUUAAAGCCAUAAGCAUAUAUGCAAGUUGACAAAUCACAAUAUUUACCCACAUUGCAUAACCAUGGCCAUAGCCAAGAGGGGCAUUGGGGUUGGCAGGCACGUCAGGUGGUGGUGGGUAGUGGGGGCUGAGGCAGGGGUACUGAGUGGGGUAUAGUCUACACUCCUAGAAAAAAGGGUGCUAUCUCAAAUCAAAUUUUAUUUGUCACAUGCUUCAUAAGCAACAGAAUAAUAGAAAGAUAAUAACACGAGUAAUAAAUAAACAAUGAGUAAGGAUAACUUGGCUAUAUACACAGUUACCAGUACCAAGUCCAUGUGCAGUGUUAUCUAGAAGCUAAAAGGGUUCAUUGGCUAUUCCCAUAGGAGAACCCUUUGAAGAACACUUUUUGGUUCCUGGUAGAACCCUCUACAUGGAACCCAAAAGGGUUCUACCUGGAACCAAAAAGGGUUCUCCUAUGGGGACAGCUGAAGAACCCUUUCGGAACCCUUUUUUCCCAGAGUGUAUGCACCACUCACUGUGGGGGAAAAGCAACAAGAUCAACAUGCCUCUCUCUUGAGCAAUACUGAGUGAGUGGCUGUUUGCAGUGCCCUGUAGACCUUAUCUUCCACUGGCUGCCGCAGAUAACCAGGAGAGAGAGACGGGAUUAGAGGAUCCAUGAAUGGCCCCUCACAUGAAUAAUUAACAUGGCUGAGCAUGGGCAAAUAUUUGCUCUGGCUUUUUCAAGAGAGACAUGCUUCUCUCUGCUGAGCCCUCGGUCCAGGAGAAUGUUACAUAAGAGAGAAACUGAAGCUGAGCUGAGCCCCCUUAGUGAUGGUCAUGGAGAAGGAUUCAAACAUUUGCCAUAUUAAUUUUGCAGACCACUCAAAUAGCAUUUAGUAAAAAGCAAAGCUAUGCCACAAAAUAUCAGAACAUGCCAUUUUGAAAUGGUGUAUAAGCCUUUGGUUUAAUGUGUUUCAAUUGUACAUUAAUCCGGACAACAAAUUCUAACAAACCGUUUUUGCCAACGAUCAUUAAUUGUACUCCUCCUAUUCUCCUUGCUGAAUGUCUACAGCCACAUCCAAUCUAUCACUUCACUUAUGCUCCAUGGAGGACUAAUUUGUAACAUCAUCACCCACGGCCAUGUCUCCAAGGCAGAGGUCUCUCUCUCUCUCUCUGUCUCUGCAGCUCCAGUUUGAUUAAUAGGGUCCUGAUUGGCUGCUGAGAGGUCAGCUGUGGUGACUGACUGCUCUCAGACUGGGGCUUGUUGUCUGACUUUGUGGGGCAGACUGGAAUCAGGCUGAGGUCAUCCAUUGUAAUGACACAGGCACAGAGGUCACCAUGAGACAGUCUCCUCUGUCGGACACAAUCCCAACCAUCAGGCCCUGUACUGUCAGCCUCCCGUCAUGCCUUCCUUUGCAUAAUUACAUAGUCAGGUUUAAUAUGUUGGCAGAAUCAGAAUCAAAAUUAGAGAUGUUACUUUUCAUACAAUGGGGGAAACAUUCCAAAAUUGAAUUUGCUCUGAAAUAGUCUCAAUACAGAUGAGUGUCAAAAUUAAAUGUAUAACCAAGAUUUUACUGAGUUACAGUUCAUAUAAGGAAGUCAGUCAAUUGAAUAAAUUAGGCCCUAAUCUAUGGAUUUCACAUGACUGGGAAUACAGAUAUGCAUCUGUUGGUCACAGAUACCAAAAAAAAAAACUCACAAUGGGCCUCAGGAACACGUCACGGUAUCUCAGUGCAUUCAAAUCGCCAUUGAUCAAACGCAAUUGUGUUCGUUGUCCGUACCAUAUGCCUGUCCAUACCAUAACCCCACCGCCACUAUGGGACACUCUGUUCACAACGUUGACAUCAGCAAACCGCUCGCCCACAUGACGCCGUACACGUGGUCUGCGGUUGUGAGGCCAAAUUCUCUAAAACAACGUUGGAAGUGGCUUAUGGUAGAUAAAUUAACAUUAAAUAAUCUGGCAACAGCUCUGGUGGACAUUCCUGCAGUCAGCAUACCAAUUGCACGCUCCCUCAAAACUUGAGGCAUCUGUGGCAUUGUGUUGUGUGAUAAAACUGCACAUUUUCGAGUGGCCUUGUAUUGUCCCCAGCACAAGGUGCACCUGUGUAAUGAUCAUGCUGUUUAAUCAGCUUCUUGAUAUGCCACACCUGUCAGGUGGAUGGAUUAUCUUGGCAAAGGAGAAAUGCUCACUAACAGGGAUGUAAACAAAUUUGUGCACAACAUUUUAGAGAAAUAAGCUUUUUGUGCGUAUGGAAAAUUUCUGGGAUCUUUUAUUUCAGCUCAUGAAACAUGGGACCAACACUUUACAUGUUGCGUUUAUAUUUUUGUUCAGUGUAGGUGUAUGCUGUAAUUACAACAUUAACCCUCCACUGAGUAAAACAGUGAGCACAAGAAAUCCAGGGACUUUCCUGACCGUCUCUCCCUCCCUCCUAUUCUUUUAUUUCCAGCCGUGCAGAACGAGCGGGACCGCAUCAGCAGCCGCAGAGGAGAGGGACAGGGGCUGGGCACUCUGUCCAUCAGUGUACUGCUACAGGCAGAGGCCAGCAUGUAUCAGGUAAGAGACUGUCACUAUAAAACCUCUCCCUAUUCACAACCACAAAGUGCUCCAGAGGCUUCCAUUUCCCAUUCAGCCCAGAGUAAAGCCCCUUAUCUGUUUCUCAGAAACACAGCAGUGGCAGGGCUAGAGAUGGAGAGGAUACAGGCUGCACUUUAGACGGCCGGCCAUUAAGGUCCCCUGGAGAUUCUAGCUGCAGGCUGGAUUCAGUUACUUCUUAGAAAUUGCAAAAUUGCCCAGAGAGACUCACAUCUGAUUACAGCAGUCCUAUUUAAUUGCAGUGCCUGGGUUUGGAUUGUGUGCCAGUGUUCAAUUGGCUUCAAAUACAUAAUAACAACCAGAUAUCCUCUUUGCAUGCGAAAGGAAUGCGGCAGAAAUUAAUUGGAUGAUUGACAAAUGAACCACAAAAUGAGGCCGGGCUGUUUUCCAUUUGGAUCUAGUUUUCAUGCAAUGUCUCCUCAAUAUGAGCUGUGUGCUGAAGGGACUUUGAUCACCAUCCAACAGCAUUGUUCCAGAGACAGACCCACCAACAACACACAUCCAAAUUCUCAUCUUACACCCUUAUAUUCUCUAUUACCACCAUUCUCUGAAGUGACCUUUCCCCCACCCAAUACCCUACCUGCCUCUGCAUGCUCUGCCCUUCACGAUUGUCCAAGCAUCCAUCAUCUCACCCCUCCACCCUGCCCCAUCCAUCUCCUCCAACCCUCUCUUCAUUCUCACAUUACACUGACACCUAGGGCCAAUGUGGAACCUCUCAUUAUUGUGUGCCACUCUCAGUUUCCAGCCCUGACCUCCCCUAUGAGCUGUGACAUCAACACCAAGAAGAUAGCGCGCGUGGGGGACGUGUGUGAGUCCAUGAAGCAGCAGCUCCUCCUGCUGGUGCAGUGGGCCAAGCGCAUCCCCGAGUUCUGCAGCCUCCCCGUUGACGACAGGGUAUGGAACUAUGGAUGUUAGCCUACUUAAUGUGUCUGUCUGAACAUGUGAGCUGCACCUGUCUAAGCAGGCGGUCACAUUCAGCCCAGCUGUCUUUGUGUUGGGUUUUGGAUCACUAGCUGUUGGGAUACUCAUGUUGCAGGGAGGGCUGUCUGUGUAAUGGCUGCUGUGUGUUGUCUCUGUGCUGUGUCUGGUCUGUGUGCAGGUAUCCCUGUUACGAGCCCACUCUGCUGAACACCUCAUCCUAGGGGUGGCUCGACGCUCCCUACCUUACAAUGACAUUAUCCUUCUGGGUAAAAUAUAUAGAUGUCAGCUGCGUCUGGGAUGUGCCCUCUUCUUUGUUAUAGAAUGAAUACAUUAUUUACCCAAUGUUUGAUAUUCUCUAUCUUCGAUGCUGGUAAUGUGGACUAGCUAUACUGCUUUUACCAUAUGUCUAUAUUGAUAAAGGAAGCAGACUUACCUAAUGUAUAAGGUUAUAUUUAUGGUUUUACUUAACUUACAUUAUAAGUAAGUAUUUAAUAUGUGGAUUGGGUUUGCAGGUAAUUACUUUGUGAUCCCAGUGAGCGGUGCUGAGGUGGAGGUGUCCAGGGUGGCAGCCCGGAUCCUGGAGGAGCUGGUCAGGCCUCUGAGAGAGCUGGACAUCACUGACAGCGAGUUCGCCUGCCUCAAAACCAUAGUCUUCUUCGCUCCUGGUCAGUCAGUCCUUUGGUCGCCACCAGCCACCCCCCUUCCCCUCCUCCCCCCUCUUCACCUCUUCUUACCUCUCCUCUGUCCUCAGACAAAGGAAGAGACUUUCGCCAGGAAUCUUUUUAUUUCACAGUUGUUCUCUCCUGGGACUCUCUCUGCUCUCUCUGCCCUCUGUGCUCUGUCCUUGGCACCAUGUUGGUUUGUCCUGGCCUGGAGGUCUGGUUUCAUCGUGUUCUGGGGAAAACUAUUAAUAUCUGGGCGAGGUCCUGGUCUUGGCAUGGAGAGGUGACUGGCUGCUGGACUUUACAGCCUGUUGGCCUGAGGCGGUGAUUACAGCAGCAGAGCCAGGCCACCGGUCUGACAGACUGACUGGCCAAACUGGCACAGCAGUACAGAGCAGUACACAGCAGUACACAGCAUUACACAGCAGCACCAGGCUAAGUCUGACACAGAUGACUGACUACCUACAGAAAUAAACACACUGCACGUGUGCUCAGCUCUGUCCUCUGUGACCCUGCCCUGUUACCUUUACCCAACCUUUCUCUAAUAAUUUCAGUUUAGUUUAUCACACAUAAUGCAUUUCAAUUAGUAAAAAAGUAUAUUGUAUAAUGUCCCCACAGCAAUCCCAUCUCUCUCUAUUCUCCUAGGGCCGCAGUGUGAGGAUUUGUCUCCCUUAAUCUCCUAUUCAUUCUCUCUGUCUCAGGGCUGUGUUAUAGGAAUUGUUUGUUUCACAAUGGCUUCACUCUGUCUCUCUGUAUAAGCAUAAUGUACAUGUAUGUGUCUCUCAUGUACAGUGCAUUCGGAAAGUAUUCAGACCCCUUGACCUUUUCCAAAUUUUGUUACGUUACAGCCUUAUUCUAAAAUGGAUGAAAUCGUUUUUUCCCCCUCAUCAAUUUACACACAAUACCCCAUAAUGACAAAGCAAAAACAGGUUUUUAGAAAUGUUUGCUCAUUUAUUAAACAUUUAAAACUGAAAUAUCACAUUUACAUAAGUAUUCAGACAUUUUACUCAGUACUUUGUUGAAGCAACUUUGGCAGCGAUUAUAGCAUUGAGUCUUCUUGGGUAUGACGCUACAAGCUUGGAAAACCUGCAUUUGGGGAGUUUCUCCCAUUCUUCUCAGCAGAUGCUCUCAAGCUCUGUCAGGUUGGAUGGGGAGCAUUGCUGCUCAGCUAUUUUCAGGUCUCUCCAGAGAUGUUCGAUGGGAUUCUAGUCCGGGCUCUGGCUGGGCCACUCAAGGACAUUCAGAGACUUGUUCCGAAGCCACUCCUGCAUUGUCUUGGCUGUGUGCUUAGGGUCGUUGUCCUGUUGGAAGGUGAACCUUCACCCCAGUCUGAGGUCCUGAGCGCUCUGGAGCAGGUUCUCAACAAGGAUCUCUCUGUACUUUGCUCCGUUCAUCUUUCCCUCAAUCCUGACUAGUCUCCCAGUCCCUGCCGCUGAAAAACAUCCCCACAGCAUGAUGCUGCCACCACCAUGCUUUAUCGUAGGGAUGGUGCCAGGUUUCCUCCAGACGUGACACUUGGCAUUCAGGCCAAAGAGUUCAAUCUUGGUUUCAUUAGACCAGAGAAUCUUGUUUCUCAUGGUCUGAGAGUCUUUAGGGGCCUUUUGGCAAACUCCAAGCAGGCCUGUCAUGUGUAUUUUACUGAGGAGUGGCUUCCUGGUGGAGUGCUGCAGAGAUGGUUGUCCUCAUGGAAGGUUCUCCCAUCUCCACAGAGGAACUCUAGAGCUCUGUCAGAGUGACCAUUGGGUUCUUGGUCACCUCCCUGACCAAGGCCCUUCUCCCCCGAUUGCUCAGUUUGGCCGGGCGGCCAGCUCUAGGAAGAGUCUUGAUGGUUCCAUGCUUCUUCCAUUUAAGAAUGAUGGAGGCCACUGUGUUCUUGGGGACCUUCAAUGCUGCAGAAAUGUUUUGGUACCCUUCCCCAGAUCUGUGCCUCGACACAAUCCUGUCUCGGAGCUCUACGGACAAUUCCUUCGACCUCAUGGCUUGGUUUUUGCUCUGACAUGCACUGUCAACUGUGGGACCUUUAUGUAGACAGGUGUGUGCCUUUCCAAAUCAUGUCCAAUCAAUUGAAUUUACCACACGUGGACUCCAAUCAAGUUGUAUAAACAUCUCAAGGAUGAUAAAUGGAAACAGGAUGCACCUGUGCUCAAUUUCGAGUCUCAUAGCAAAGGGUCUGAAUACUUAUGUAAAUAAGGUAUUUCUGUUUUUUAUUUUUAAUACAUUUGCAAACAUUUCUAAAAACCUGUUUUGGCUUUGUCAUUAUGGGGUAUUGUGUGUAGAUUGCUGAGGAUUUUUAUAUAUUUAAUCAAUUUCAGAAUAAGGCUGUAACGUGACAAAAUGUGGAAAAAGUCAAGGGGUCUGAAUACUUUCCGAAGGCACUGUAUUUAAAGAUGGCGCCGUACUGUAUGGCUGCCAUCUUGCAUGCUCUGACCCAACUUUGCUAUAUUGUGAUUCUUUUGGCUUUCAUAAUUUCCUAUGAUCGACGAAGUCUUUUGAACAUCAGAUCGGCAGUUACUAACCUAAAUUCCGGCUUCAACUUCGACUUCAACUCAUCUGCCCUGGGCUCUUUGUGUACCUCCAACCAAUUCUUCAGGCUACCCAAGAGGAAACACUGGUGAAAAAGAGGCAGGAGAGCGGGCAUCCUGGUGAGACUAAGGCGAAGGGAAAACCGGCCACGACUUCCCUCCAUUCUAUUGGCUAAUGUACAGUCACAUGAUAAUAAGAUGGAUUACCCCCGAUCGCAGAUUUGCUAUCAACGAGACUCUCGUAACUGCAAUAUUCUCUGUUUUUCUAAAACAUGGUUUCGGACAAGAUACCCCCCAUGGCUAUCCAACUUCAUGGAUUCAACUAUUCACACUGUGCAGACCCUGGCGCAGUGGAAGUCUCCACCUAUUGUUCACCUGUCUUGGAAUGCCUGAUGGUCAAAUGCCGACCCUUCUACCUCCCAAGACAGUUUCCUCUGUUAUCACGACUGCUGUAUACACUGAGUGUACAAAACAUUAAUCAAGUUUGCCCGACAACACGACGGUGGUAGGUCUGAUCACCAACAGCGAUGAGACAGCCUACCGGGAGGAGGUCAGAGACCUGGAAGCGUGGUGCCAGGAUUACAACCUCUCCCUCAAAACCCAUCCACAUCGAUGGGGCCACAGCGGAGAGGGUCAAGAGCUUCAAGUUCCUCUGUGUCCACAUCACUGAGGACUUAACAUGGUCCUCUCACACGGCAGUACCUCUUCUCCUCAGAAGGCUGAAACGAUUUGGCAUUGCCCCUCAGAUCCUUAGGUUUUUACAGCUGCACCAUCAAGAGCAUCCUGCUGGUUGUAUCACUGUCUGGUAUGGCAACUGCAACACCCUCGACCGGAAGGCCCUACAGAGGGUGGUGCGGACAGCCCAGCGCAUCAUUGGGGAUGAGAUCCCAGCCAUCCAAGAUGUACAUGCCAGGCGGUGUCUGCGAAAGGCCUGAAAAAUUGCCCAACUCCAGCCACCGAGACAUGGACUGUUCUCCAAGCUCCCGUCCGGCAGGCGGUAUCGGUGCAUCAAGGCUCAGACCAAUAGACUCCUAAACAGCUUCCAUCUCCUGGCCAUAAGACUGUUAAAUGGCUAACAACUAUUGCUCCCCCUCACACCUACGCUGCUGUUAAAAUGAAUAUUGAUUAGAUUUAUUACUACCACUACGCUGCUGUUCAUUGAUUAUUGAUUGUCAUUACCAUUAGUAUCAAUCUAUUUAUCCUGCUACUGGUCACUAUUACUCCUGUUUACAUGUAUACUGUAUAUUAGCAUUGGAAUAUUACCAUAAGUACAUGUAUUUAUAUAUUCCUGCUACCAGUCACUUUUCAGCCGUUUACAUGUAUAUCCAUCUAUCAUGCCUACACUGACACUCUUGCACACACACACACUCACACUAACACCCACAUACACACUGUGACGUUCUGGCUCCGGGACUCUUAGUUGUGAGCCAGGGUUGUCAUUUUCUUUUGGGUGUAUUUCUAUGUGGUCCUCUGUAGCUCAGCUGGUAGAGCACGGCGCUUGUAACGCCAAGGUAGUGGGUUCGAUCCCCGGGACCACCCAUACACAAAAAUGUAUGCACGCAUGACUGUAAGUCGCUUUGGAUAAAAGCGUCUGCUAAAUGGCAUAUUAUUAUAUUAUUAUGUGGGAUCUAGUUGGUUCAUUUCUAUGUUUGGGUUUUAUGUUGAUUAGUCAUAUGACUCCCAAUCGGAGGUAACGAGUGUCAGCUGUCGGCUCGUUAUCUCUGAUUGGGAGCCAUAUUUAUUCUGUAUGUGUUCUUGUGGGCAUUGUGGGUUAUUGUUCCGUGUUUCAGUCGUUGUACUGUGGACUUCACGAGUCGUCUUUUGUUUUGUAUUUCGGUGCUUUUUUCAAUUAAAGUCAUGUUCGUUCAACGCGCUGCGCUUUGGUCUCCUUCACUCCUAGACGAUCGUGACAGAAUAACCCACCACAAAAGGACCAAGCAGCGCGUCCAGGAGCAAAGGGUCUGGACAUGGGAGGAGGCGCCGGGUCAGGAGAGAACGUUGGUGGAUGUCCUCCUCGGCUGGGGACAUAUUACCCAGGAGGAGGCCGUCCGGUACCGGAGGGCGAUGAAGGGGGAGAACCUGGCAGGAGAGGAGCAACGGCAUCGGCAGGGCCAUCGUCGGAAGGACGGGAGGCAACCCCAAAAAGUUUUUUGGGGGGGGCACAUGGCUUGGGCGGCUGGGCAGCAGGAGGCUGCCACAGGGAGAAAAGGAGAGAAGGCUAACGGAGUACGGGAGCCAUUGGCGAGUAGAGGGAGGGAAGUGUUUGUGGCACGGCGUGAAGGACUGAUGUGUGUUGCCAGUCCGGUCCGGCCCGUUCCUGAUCCUCGGUUGAGGCCAGUGGUGUGUGUUCCCGGUACGGACCGGCCUGUUCCUACUCCAAGCACCAGGUCCACGGUGUGCUACGCCAGCCCGACCCGGCCUGUUCCGGCCACUCGCACCAGGGAUGCGGUGCGUGUCGCCAGCCCAGCCCGGCCUGUUCCUGCUCCACGCACCAGGGAUAGGGUGCGCUUCGCCAGCCCGGCCCGGCCUGUUCCGGCCACUCGCACCAGGAUACGGUGCGCGUCGCCAGCCCGGCCCGGCCUGUUCCGGCCACUCGCACCAGGGAUACGGUGCGCGUCGCCAGCCCAGCCCGGCCUGUUCCUACUCCACGCACCAGGGAUACGGUGCGCUUCGCCAGCCCGGCCCGGCCUGUUCCGGCCUCUCGCACCAGGGAUACGGUGCGCGUCGCCAGCCCAGCCCGGCCUGUUCCUGCUCUCCGCACUAGGCCUUAUGUGCGUCCCCAGGGUCCAGCAUGCCCUGUUGCUGCUCUCCGCACUAGGCCUUAUGUGCGUCCCCAGGGCCAAGCAUGCCCUGUUGCUGCUUCCCGCACUAGCCCUGAGAUGCGUGUCCUCAGCCCGGUACCUCCAGUUCCGGCACCACGCAUCAGGCCUACGGUGCGUCCCCAGGGCCAAGCAUGCCCUGUUGCUUCUCCCCGCACUAGCCCUGAGAUGCGUGUCCUCAGCCCGGUACCUCCAGUUCCGGCACCACGCAUCAGGCCUACGGUGCGUCCCCAGGGCCAAGCAUGCCCUGUUGCUUCUCCCCGCACUAGCCCUGAGAUGCGUGUCCUCAGCCCGGUACCUCCAGUUCCGGCACCACGCACCAGGCCUACGGUGCGCCUCAGACGGCCAGAGUCUGCCGUCUGCCCAACGCCGUCUGAACUGUCCGUCUGCCCAACGCCGUCUGAACUGCCCGUCUGCCCAACGGCGCCUGAACUGCCCGUCUGCCCAACACCGUCUGAACUGCCCGUCUGCCCAACGCCGUCUGAACUGCCCGUCUGCCCAACGGCGCCUGAACUGCCCGUCUGCCCAAAGCCGUCUGAACUGCCCGUCUGCCCAACGCCGUCUGAACUGUCCGUCUGCCCAACGCCGUCUGAACUGCCCGUCUGUACUGAGCCUACAAAGCCGCCCGUCUGCCAUGAGCCUUCAGAGCCGUCCGCCAGACCGGAGCCGCUAGAGCUCUCCGCCAGACAGGAUCAGCCAGAGCCUUCCGCCAGACAGGAUCAGCCAGAGCCUUCCGCCAGACAGGAUCAGCCAGAGCCUUCCGCCAGACAGGAUCAGCCAGAGCCUUCCGCCAGACAGGAUCAGCCAGAGCCUUCCGCCAGACAGGAGCAGCCAGAGCCUUCCGUCAGAUCGGAUCAGCCAGAGCCUUCCGCCAGACAGGAGCAGCCAGAGCCUUCCGCCAGACGGGAUCAGCCAGAGCCUUCCGCCAGCCAUGAGUGGCCAGAUCCGUCAGCCAGCCAUGAGCAGCCAGAUCCGUCAGCCAGCCAUGAGCAGCCAGAUCCGUCAGCCAGCCAUGAGCCGUCCAGCCAGGAUCCGCCAGAGCCGUCCAGCCAGGAUCCGCCAGAGCCGUCCAGCCAGGAUCCGCCAGAGCCAGCCAGCCAGGAUCCGCCAUUUAGUCAGGUGCUGCCCCUUAGUCCAGUGCUGCCCCUUAGUCCAGUGCUGCCCCUUAGUCCGGUGCUGUCCCUUAGCCUGGUGCUGCCUCUUAGUCCGGUGCUGCCCAUUAAUCCAGGUGGGUUUAAGUGGAGGGUGGUCAUUGGGAGGAGGUUAAGAAAGCGGGUAGUAACUAUAGUGGGGUGGUGGUCAAGCCCGGAGCCGGAACCGCCUCCGGGGAGCAACACCCACCCAGCCCUCCCCUAUUGUGGGGUUGUGAGGCGCGGUCGCAGUCCGCGCCUUUAGGGGGGGGGUACUGUGACGUUCUGGCUCCGGGACUCUUAGUUGUGAGCCAGGGUUGUCAUUUUCUUUUGGGUGUAUUUCUAUGUGGGAUCUAGUUGGUUCAUUUCUAUGUUUGGGUUUUAUGUUGAUUAGUCAUAUGACUCCCAAUCGGAGGUAACGAGUGUCAGCUGUCGGCUCGUUAUCUCUGAUUGGGAGCCAUAUUUAUUCUGUAUGUGUUCUUGUGGGCAUUGUGGGUUAUUGUUCCGUGUUUCAGUCGUUGUACUGUGGACUUCACGAGUCGUCUUUUGUUUUGUAUUUCGGUGCUUUUUUCAAUUAAAGUCAUGUUCGUUCAACGCGCUGCGCUUUGGUCUCCUUCACUCCUAGACGAUCGUGACACACACACUCACCACCACGCACCCACCCACCACUUAUGCUGCUGCCAUGCUGUUUGCUAUUAUUAUUAUUAUUAUUAUUAUUAUUAUUAUUAUUAUUAUUAUUAUUAUUAUAAUCCUGCUACCAGUCACUUUCUCCUAAUCCCAGCCUUUAUGUACAUAUCUACCUCAACUAUUCCAGUAUCCCUGUAUUGUACAUAUGGUACUGGCACUGACCCUGUAUAAAGCUUCCUCUUUUAUGUCUUAUUUCUCGUAUGUUUGUUGUUGUUGUUGUUUCUUAUUAGUUAUACUUUUUUAUAUUGAAUAUUGCACUGUUGGGUAAGUUAAGCAUUUCACUUUACUUGUGCAUGUGACAAAUAGAACUUGAACUUAUACUCUUGUACCCUGUCCCUCCCUACAUCUGUUAGUGCUAGGACUGCAGUGUACUUUCAUACUACCCCCCCCCCCCCCCCCCCCUCUCUCUCUCUCUCUAUCUAUCUAUCUCUCUGUGUCUCUGAUUGCAGUAUUAACCCUACCUCUCUCCCCCUGUCUCUCAGACUGCCCAGGGCUGGAGGCCCCUCAGAGAGUGCGGCGGCUGCGUUUCCAGGCCCAGGUGCUGCUGGACGAGGCCACUUGUGAGCAGCGGGGGCGUUUUGGGGAGCUGCUGCUGAUGCUGCCCCCCCUGCAGAGUGUGGCCUGGCAGAUGGUGGAGACCCUGCAGCUGGCCAGGCUCCUGGGGGAGCCCAGCGUGGACAGCCUGCUGCAGGAGAUGCUACUGGGGGAGGGGGCCACUGGGGGCCUGGGACAACGCACAGGGCACGGUACGCUCCAGAGGGGAGAUACUUACAGUAAAAACCUUCAAACUGAAUACCCCUAACUUUCACUGGGUUGCCUUACAGGUCAACAAUAGAGGUCAAUAACAACUCAAACCUAAAAUAGGACAACUUUCAAUUCCCACAAUCUAAUCUGUCCACUGUGCAUUGUGUCUUCACUUAUGUUGUUACAAACUGUUUCAUGGUGAGCUCUCAUUAUUGACUUGAGAGUAUUCUUAAUGAGGGUAACCUUUGAGCUGUCAUGGUAACUGGAUCAGUGUAGUAGUGUAGUAGUACACAGUUAUUCUCUUCUCUGGUCCUCCUCAGGUUCUAACUCAAAUGUAAUGGCGUUCCCCCCACCCCAAGAUCACACCCUGUCUCAGGACCUACUAGGAGGCCAUGUUGGGUUGCCUAGCAACUUCACAUCAGUCAUCCUACCUGUCCCUAGCUGUGAGUACCCCCAAGUCCAUAUACAUUGUGUACUAGUAUGCAUUAGUUAGCUAGAGCAAACAAAUACAUCAUAAUCACCUUGCAUUACACUUUUAUACACACACACACACCUGUAAUUAGCGGUGCAGCAGGUGCGUGAAACCUCAGACGCUGGUUUCCUGCCUGUGUCCCAGACUGAGUCAACAGGUUUGCUUCACUGAGAUCUCCUCACAACACCAAGCAGCAUGGUGCUCCUAAGUAAUAGUCUGUCUCGCCAGCCUCAUGGUGCUCCACCGCAGCUGUGGAAAGAGACUACCUGAGUAAUGCCCCUACGCUGUCAAAACAGAGAAAUAGCACACAGUGAUCUCACCGUCCCCAGUGUUUUAUCACCCUCACAAAGCCAGCCUGGCCCUACAGGGGGCACAUGGCCCAGACUGCUCCCCUUGUUUCAGGCCCUCUAACCCAGCCUCGCUUCACAGGAACCAGGGCCCUCUCCCCAGCCUGGUCGUCAGGCUCAGUCCCUACAGCUCUGAGCUCACCUGAGGGAUGUUGAUGUCUGUCUCCCAUCAUUAAUAUUCCUAUAAUUAUCACCUUUGUGUCUUUUUUAGGGGAUUAGCUCACCAACAGUAACUUAAUGUACUGAAAGAGUACUGUUAUGGACCUGUAGUAAAAGCCAUGCGGUUUCAGUCUCAGUGCGUGUAAUGCCAGUCUGAUGCCUGUCUCUCUCCAACAGCUCUGCCAGUGGUGCCUCUGGUGCCCACACAGACUGGCACUGAGGUGUACAGACAUGGGGAGGGGGCAGACAUGCCCAUAGAGUCUGCCCACGGCAUGCCCAUGGCUCCUGUCCACACCUGCCUCUGAGAAGCAGACCAAGCAGCAGCAGCUACUCAACCAGAGAGGAGAAAAACAGCUGUGUGGUGUAAACAUGCACACAUCCAAUCCGGCCCGCGGUUGGUUUGAGUAAAAUGUUUUGUUUUUUUGGGGUGGGGGGACAAACUCAGAAUACUUUAAAUUGACUAAAACCAAAUUGAAACUGAGUAGGAAUGAUAAUGGACCUACAUUCAUACAUUUUCUUGACUGUGUCCAG